This is a messenger RNA of Drosophila grimshawi, 5887 nucleotides long. RefSeq names its product flocculation protein FLO11 (gene Mur89F). The record is from RefSeq and is a predicted model, not a curated record. Gene Ontology annotation, molecular function: chitin binding. Gene Ontology annotation, cellular component: extracellular region. Lineage: Eukaryota; Metazoa; Arthropoda; Insecta; Diptera; Drosophilidae.
AUGGCGCCAAAGAUGACGCCAUUUUCGCUGCUCGACAAAAUGGCGACGACGAGAACGCUCGCAUCUUUAACGGAAAUACGCUGCCUGUGCCGAUUGCUCCUGCUCUGCGCUUGCAUUGGCGCCGCAACCACUCGAGACAUUCCAUCUUCAUCAGUCUAUACACGAUACGCCCCCGAUGACGCUGCCUUCUAUUGCCCGGAGGAGGGCAUGUUCCCCGAUGACUAUGACUGUCGCAUCUACUAUCGCUGCGAGCAGCACACGGAGUACUACAUCAAGCCAUAUAUGUUUGCCUGCAAACCGGGGACAGUCUUUUCGCGUGUCCUGCAAUUGUGUAUGCCACCGAUGUUGGCUGGACGCGAGGAGUGCAUUAACGAAGUCGACAGCAGCGAUACCGAGACGGACAGCCAAUUGGCGUAUGAUGGGCUCGUCAAUAAUACGAAUGGACAUAAUGCUUUGCUUAACAGCGUUGUCACACCCGCGGCCCUUGAGCUGCACACCUAUGCGACGGCAAAUCGGUUGCCCACAAAUUAUGGAUUGACAGGUCUGAAUGGUGUUUCAGUCAUAUCCUUCUCGAGCUCAUCAUCUUUGCGCUCGGCAGAUGGUGGUGUGGCGUGCGAGGAUGAUGGAUUUAUGAGUGAUCCUGCUGACUGCACCGUGUUCUAUCGCUGCAUCUCGAAUGGUCAUGGCUAUAAUAAAAUCGGUUUUCGCUGCUCGGAGGGCACCGCCUGGGAUGAGUCACUUCAGUUGUGCAACUAUAUGGUUGAAGUACGUCUUAGUGGAGGCUGUCGCAGUCAGGCCGAUCCGCUGAGUGAUGAACAAACAGCGACACAGUCAUCACAAAUGAGCCAUCAGAAUACCACAUCAUCAUCGGCAUCGUCCAGCAGUCAGCAGAGUUCGUCGACAAGCUCCUCUUCCUCGUCGAGUAGUUCAAGCUCUUCCACCAGCUCAUCAAACCAACACGAGUCCAGCAGUUCCAGCUCAAAUCAGGAGUCCUCCACAGCGAGCAACAGUCAACAAUCUAUGUCAGAGAGCUCAACGAGUAGCAAUCAGCAAUCGAGUUCGAGUUCCUCAAACCAAAGCUCUGGCAACAGUCAGUCAUCAAACAACAAUCAGAAUCAAAACUCCAACAACCAAGGCGCUAGCAGCAAUCAGAAUUCAGGAAGUAAUCAAUCUUCCGGUGCCUCCAAUAACCAAUCAAAUCAGAGUAGCAGUAAGCCAACUUCAGGCGAGUGUGAAGACGAGAACACCUAUAUUCCCGAUCGAAUGGACUGCGCCAAGUUUUACAGAUGUCGUCUUGAUAGCAAUGGAAAUUUAGAGAAGGUUCCAUUUACUUGUGGUCCUGGCACCGUUUGGGGUCAAGAGGAGAAGGUUUGCGUUCUACCCACCGAUGAUCAAAAGAAACAAUGCAAUAUGCAAUCUGGCUCUUCUAAUAUCGGCAAUAAUCAAAGCGGCAACAGCACAUCCAGUGGCAGCAAUGAAAGUUCAUCAGCAAGUGGCAAUCAAUCAAGUAGCUCUAGCUCCGGUUCGAGCAAUAAUAAUAAUAACAGCAAUCAAUCUGGCAAUCAGCAAGAAUCAUCCACAUCAAGUAGCAAUCAAUCUUCCAACAGCCAACAAAGCUCGUCAAGUAACAAUCAAGGCUCAUCUUCAUCAUCCAGCUCGAAUAAUCAGUCGUCCACAUCGUCAAGCUCUUCAAGUUCGCAGACAACAACAUCAAAGCCUCCAAAUCCUGACGGAGAAUGUAAACACUCGGAAACAUAUUUGCCCGACAAAAAGGACUGUGCCCGUUUCUAUCGCUGUGUGGAUAAUGGCAAUGGUGGCUAUAACAAGAUUGCUUUCGAUUGUGCUCCAGGUACAGUUUGGGAUCCCGACUCAAAGGGCUGCAACCAUCCAACGGAUGUUCAGAAGAAGCAGUGCAAGGCUAUGGCCAGUGGCCAAGGAUCAUCAUCUAAUCAAGGAUCAUCGUCCAACCAAGGAUCGUCAUCAAAUCAGAGUUCGUCUUCUAAUCAAGGCUCAUCAUCAAACCAAGGUUCGCACUCUAAUCAAGGAUCAUCGUCGAACCAAGGAUCAUCUUCAAGCCAAGGAUCCUCUUCUAAUCAAGGAUCAUCCUCUAAUCAAGGAUCAUCCUCUAAUCAAGGAUCAUCCUCCAAUCAAGGAUCAUCCUCUAAUCAGGGAUCUUCAUCCAACCAAGGAUCGUCAUCUAAUCAGGGAUCUUCAUCCAACCAAGGAUCGUCAUCUAAUCAGGGAUCUUCAUCCAACCAAGAAUCGUCCUCAAACCAAGGAUCAUCUUCUAGCCAAGGGUCAUCGUCUAACCACGGAUCCUCUUCCAGUCAAGGAUCAUCUUCUAACCAAGGGUCAUCUUCUAAUCAAGGAUCUUCCUCCAAUCAAGGAUCGUCUUCUAACCAAGGAUCAUCUUCUAAUCAAGGAUCUUCCUCCAAUCAAGGGUCAUCUUCCAACCAAGGAUCGUCCUCUAAUCAAGGAUCUUCUUCCAACCAGGGAUCAUCCUCGAAUCAAGGAUCCUCUAAUGCUUCUAGUACUACACAGAAACCGUUCAAGCCAGCAACGAAAUGUGAGAGCGAAGACACCUUCCUAGAUGAUAAGGAAAACUGUUCAAAGUUCUAUCGUUGCGUUAAUAAUGGCAAAGGUGGUUUUAUGAAAGUAUCAUUCACAUGUCCACCAAACACAAUUUGGCAUCCUGAAGCCAACAGCUGCGAUCAUCCAUCACAAGUUGACAUGCAAAGUUUGAAAUGUAAGCGGUUCAGUCCAGGACAACAGUCAAGUAGCAGCAGUAGCAAUACCAGCAAUAACCAACAAUCAUCUUCGAGCAGCUCUUCAAGCUCCGCAUCUGGCAGCAGCUCGAGCUCAUCAACAUCAAGCUCAAGUAACUCUGGUUCGUCAUCGGCAUCAAAACCGUCUGGUAAUUGUGCUGUAAAUGGCCAAUUCCUCGCCGAUGUGAAUGACUGUGCCAAGUUCCAUCGCUGUGUAGACAAUGACAGAGGUGGCUUCAACACGGUAGCCUUCUCUUGCCCACCUAGAACUGUAUGGGAUGCUCAGAUUGAAGCCUGUAAUCAUGCAUGGGCCGUGAAAGACAAAAAUUGUGCCAACAGUGCAACCACUCAAUGGCCAGUAGCAUCGGAAACGACGACAAGACCCACCGGGCAACCUGGGAAACCUCCAUUGCCAACAACACCGAAACCGACUUCGCAGAAGCCGACUACAGUAGCACCAGAAACGACAAAAGCCGACUACAGUAGCACCAGAAACGACAAGUCAAGGCAAGCCAGGAAGACCACCAUUGCCAACAACACAGAAACCGACUUGGGAGAAGCCGACUACAGUAGUACCAGAAACGACAAGUCAAGGCAAACCAGGAAGACCUCCAUUGCCAACAACACCGAAACCGACUUGGGAGAAGCCGACUACAGUAGCACCAGAAACGACAAGUCAAGGCAAACCAGGAAGACCUCCAUUGCCAACAACACCGAAACCGACUUGGGAGAAGCCGACUACAGUAGCACCAGAAACGACAAGUCAAGGCAAGCCAGGAAGACCACCAUUGCCAACAACACAGAAACCGACUUGGGAGAAGCCGACUACAGUAGUACCAGAAACGACAAGUCAAGGCAAACCAGGAAGACCUCCAUUGCCAACAACACAGAAACCGACUUGGGAGAAGCCGACUACAGUAGCACCAGAAACGACAAGUCAAGGCAAGCCAGAAAGACCACCAUUGCCAACAACACAGAAACCGACUUGGGAGAAGCCGACUACAGUAGUACCAGAAACGACAACAAUGGUAAGGUAAAGUGCACGUCUGAGGGUUUCAUUGGAGAUCUGGACAAUUGUGCCAAAUUCUAUCGUUGCAUUGGCAAUGGUAAGGGCGGUUACGAUCAGGUACCCUUCCAUUGUGCUGCCGGAACCGUUUGGGACCAGGAUCUACAAACCUGUAAUCACGAUUUAAAUAUGUGCAAUCCCAUUGUAGAAGAAGGCAAUGGUAAUCCUACCACAGAGUCUGAUAAGGGUCCAUGUGACAGCACUACAGCUAAGCCCAUAACGACAACCACUAUGGAGACAACGAUAACACCAAGCACAAUGGAAACCACAACAACAAAUCGUCCAACAGAGCCGACCACGGACUCAACAACAGAACAGACCAGCACAACCAAUCAACCCACAACUAUUCAACCCACAACCAAUCAGCCCACAACCAAUCAGCCUACAACAACCAUGUUGACAACAACGGACAAACCGACCACAACAGAAUCAACAGGUGAAGCAAAUCCAUCAACUACAACCAUGAUCCCUCCAACUACAACACAGAUACCCAAUUUGCCACCCGGCACCGAAUGUAAGGGCGAAGGUUUUAUGCCUGAUCCCAACAAUUGUCGCAAGUUCUAUCGCUGUCAAAAGACCGGCGAUUCUUACUCAAAACACGAAUUCAUGUGCCCUAAGAAUACCGGUUGGAAUGUAGCCAUACAGACUUGCGAUCACGCCAGUAAUGUUUCAAGUUGCUCGGGUCAGACCGAUCCUCCAAUGGAGGCCACAACCAAUCCAGGCAUAAUCACAACCGAAACUCAUCCAGCAAAGCCAACCACUACAGAGACUCCAACGAUAUCCACAACUGUAACAGUUACAAAACCAACAGAUCCUCCAACGAAACCUACAACUGAAUAUCCUACCACAACCGAAAAUUGGAUGAAACCGACCGAUUCCACAAUAAAACCAACUGAUUAUCCGGGAAAACCCACAGACUAUCCCACCACACCCGAAACAAAACCCACAGACUAUCCAACAACAAAACCCACCACAACCACAGAAAUGUAUACAGAAAGUACAACGCGUUUCACCACAUCAAUGCCCGGCUAUCCACCAACAACUGAGGACAACCAAGGGACGACAACGGAGGACAGCAACCAAGGCACGACAAAAGAACCGGAGACUAACUUUAGGUGUCCUUCUGAAGGUUUCCACGCGGAUCCGCAGGACUGCAGCAUCUACUAUCGCUGCACCAAGCAUAAUGAUAACUAUCAGGCAUACAAAUUCCGUUGCUCCAAUGGCACCGUGUGGGAUUCAUCGCUGGAGACGUGUAAUCAUGCUGAUCAGGUGUCUGGCAACUGCUCCUCUGGCAGCAUUACCACAACAGGAAAACCAUGGACUGAGCAGCCCACAAGCACCAAGGAGCCAAUAGUGACAACAGCCAAGCCAGACACAACAACAAAGACUCCACCCAGUCCCACAGAUCGCCCAGUCGAAUCAACAACCAAACCGAUUGAGACAACUACGGAAAAGCAACCGACGAAACCAUAUCCUGAACCAUCAGCAAACACAAGUGCUCCCUGCCCGACAAUAACUGAGGAGCAAAGCUUGUUUGUUUGCCCGUCGGGCUUCCGUCGUCAUUCCAAAAAUUGCGGCAUGUUCUACCAAUGCAAUGAGAAUUCCAACUCCAAUCUGAAUAUUGUGCUCUUCCAAUGCCCCAAUGGCACCGUUUAUCUAGAGGGAUCGUGUCGCUGCGGUGAACCCGAACCCAACGACAGGUGCAGCAACAAGGGAUCAUCUCGCACCCAAUUGUUUGAUGAAGUCAUUGAUCAUUCACUGAAUAUGGUGAAAAUAAAAUCGGAAUUGCCGCUUUGUCCGGAGGAAGGACACUUCGCCUUGAACCAGGAUGAAUGCAGCCAGGUGUUUGUCAAGUGCGUAUACUCUCAUGAAACGGGACGGAUUGAGGGACAAAUCAACCGUUGCCCACAAGGAUUUGUCUACUGGAAUGUGAGUCGACGCUGCGAACAGGCCAGAAAAUUGACGAGCUGCAUCCCAGCCACAUACAAUGUGGGCGAGAGUGUGCCGCUGGAGUGGGUGAACAUUGGACACAGACGUCGCAGUCUGCGCAUUUAAA